AUGACGGUGUUCCUACGGAAUACAGACGGAGUUCAUCAGGUGGAUGCUGCCUGCUCCCAGAGCCUCACCCCAGCAUCCCUGACCUUCCGCGCGGGCGAGACGUGGCCGUCAGCGUUCGGGCCGGGGCCCGGCACGGCCCCCGAGCGCCCCUCGAGCGGCCCGGGCCGGGCUUCCCCACCCGCAGCGGGCAGCGGCGGCGGAGCUCUGCCCGGGGAACCCGCCGAGGAGGCGGCAGCGGCCGCGGCGCCCGCGUCCCCCGCCGGCCCCGCCCGCCCCAAAACCUGCCCCACAGCCCGCCCCUCAGCCCGCCCCACAGCCCAUCCCACAGCCCGCCCCACAGCCCGUCCCACAGCCCGUCCCACAGCCCAUCCCACAGCCCGUCCCACAGCCCGCCCCUCAGCCCGCCCCACAGCCCGUCCCACAGCCCGUCCCACAGCCCAUCCCACAGCCCGUCCCACAGCCCAUCCCACAGCCCGUCCCACAGCCCGCCCCUCAGCCCGCCCCACAGCCCGUCCCACAGCCCGUCCCACAGCCCAUCCCACAGCCCGCCCCUCAGCCCGCCCCACAGCCCGCCCCUCAGCCCGCCCCAAAACCUGCCCCACAGCCCGCCCCUCAGCCCGCCCCACAGCCCAUCCCACAGCCCGCCCCACAGCCCGUCCCACAGCCCGUCCCACAGCCCAUCCCACAGCCCGUCCCACAGCCCGCCCCUCAGCCCGCCCCACAGCCCGUCCCACAGCCCGUCCCACAGCCCAUCCCACAGCCCGUCCCACAGCCCGUCCCACAGCCCAUCCCACAGCCCGCCCCAAAACCCGCCCCACAGCCCGUCCCACAGCCCGCCCCACAGCCCGCCCCACAGGAGCGCCCAGCAGCGCCACAGCCGGCGCGCCGGGAGCCGGGCGAGGGCGGGACCGCGCCGGGCCGCCCAGGGCCGGGGACGGGGCGGCCCCGCCCGGCAGAGGGGAACGGCCGGGGCCAUGGCCCGGGCCGGCAAGGGGAGGGGGGACCGGGAACGGGACAGGGACACCGGGACAGGGACACUGGGACAGGGACACUGUGACAGGGACACCGGGACAGCGGGAGAGGGAGACUGGGAACGGGACAGGGACACCAGGACAGGGACACCGGGACAAGGACACCGGGACAGGGACACCGGGAGACGGUGAGGAGGAAGAAGAGCAAGAGCAGGAGAAAGACCGAGAGCUCGUCUCUAGAGUCGCUGCUGCUGCCGCCGCUGCUGCUGCCGAAGCGCCGGGGCCGUUGGUCCGUUCGUCGGUUCGUCCGUUUGUCCAUUUGUCCGUUCCCCGUUGGCCCCCGCGCGCCCCGGGGGCAGCCCCGGCUGGAGUCACGGAGCUCCCCUUCAUCCCGCACCCAUGCCGAGACCACGGGCUUUAUUAG
Messenger RNA from Pseudopipra pipra, 1395 nucleotides. RefSeq lists its product as uncharacterized. Bases 1 to 1395 code for a protein of 464 amino acids. The record is from RefSeq and is a predicted model, not a curated record. The transcript is spliced from 3 exons. NCBI's taxonomy places the organism in Eukaryota, Metazoa, Chordata, Aves, Passeriformes, Pipridae.